GCUGUCAGCGCUGAGCACAGCACCCAGGGAGAGGGACAGACAGCCGGCUGCAUGGGACAGCGGAACCCAGAGUGAGAGGCGAGGUGGCCAGACAGACAGCAGGGGCAGAGACAGAGAGCCGGGAUAGGGAGGCCGACACGGACAUCGACAACCCAUAGAUUUUAACCCAGGGAGCCCCGGCCCCUCUCGCCGCUUCCCACCCCAGACGGAGCGGGGACAGGCUGCCGAGCAUCCUCCUACCCGUCCGCCCGGUCCUGCCUCCUCGGCUCCUACCAGCUUCCCCGGCUUGAACACACAGGGCGUCCGAGGACGCGCUGGGCCUCCGCACCCACCCUCAUGAAGGCCGUGGAGACCGGGGAACGGCCCACCUUCGGAGCCUGGGACUAUGGGGUCUUUGCCCUCAUGCUCCUGGUGUCCACUGGCAUUGGGCUAUGGGUCGGGCUGGCUCGGGGCGGGCAGCGCAGCGCUGAGGACUUCUUCACCGGGGGCCGGCGCCUGGCGGCCCUGCCCGUGGGCCUGUCGUUGUCCGCCAGCUUCAUGUCCGCGGUGCAGGUGCUGGGCGUGCCGUCGGAGGCCUAUCGCUACGGCCUCAAGUUCCUCUGGAUGUGCCUGGGCCAGCUUCUGAACUCGGUCCUCACCGCCCUGCUCUUCAUGCCCGUCUUCUACCGCCUGGGCCUCACCAGCACCUACGAGUAUCUGGAGAUGCGCUUCAGCCGCGCGGUGCGGCUCUGCGGGACGUUACAGUACAUUGUAGCCACGACGCUGUACACUGGCAUCGUGAUCUACGCACCGGCCCUCAUCCUGAACCAAGUGACCGGGCUGGACAUCUGGGCGUCGCUCCUGUCCACCGGAAUUAUCUGCACCUUCUACACGGCUGUGGGCGGCAUGAAGGCUGUGGUCUGGACUGAUGUGUUCCAGGUCGUGGUGAUGCUAAGUGGUUUCUGGGUUGUCCUGGCCCGCGGUGUCAUGCUUGUGGGUGGGCCCCGCCAGGUGCUUACCCUGGCCCAGAACCACUCCCGGAUCAACAUGAUGGACUUUAACCCUGACCCGAGGAGCCGCUAUACAUUCUGGAGUUUCAUCGUGGGUGGCACGUUGGUGUGGCUCUCCAUGUAUGGCGUGAACCAGGCGCAGGUACAGCGCUACGUGGCUUGUCGCACAGAGAAGCAGGCCAAGUUGGCCCUGCUGAUCAACCAGGUGGGCCUGUUCCUGAUCGUGUCCAGCGCUGCCUGCUGUGGCAUCGUCAUGUUUGUGUUCUACAUUGACUGCGACCCUCUCCUACUGGGGCGCAUCUCUGCCCCAGACCAGUACAUGCCUCUGCUGGUGCUGGACAUCUUCGAAGAUCUGCCUGGCGUCCCUGGGCUCUUCCUGGCCUGUGCUUAUAGUGGCACCCUCAGCACAGCAUCCACCAGCAUCAAUGCCAUGGCUGCAGUCACUGUAGAAGACCUCAUCAAACCUCGGCUGCAGAACCUGGCACCCAGGAAACUCGUGAUUAUCUCCAAGGGGCUCUCACUCAUCUACGGAUCGGCCUGUCUCACUGUGGCAGCUCUGUCCUCGCUGCUUGGAGGAGGUGUCCUCCAGGGCUCCUUCACAGUCAUGGGAGUCAUCAGCGGCCCCCUCCUUGGAGCCUUCAUCUUGGGAAUGUUUCUGCCAGCCUGCAACACUCCGGGAGUCCUCUCGGGACUGGGCGCGGGCUUGGCGCUGUCGUUGUGGGUGGCCUUGGGCGCCACGCUGUACCCACCCAGCGAGCAGACCAUGAGGGUCCUGCCGUCGUCGGCUGCCCGCUGCGUGGCUCUCUCAGUCAAUGCCUCUGGCCUGCUGGACACGGCUCUCCUCCCUGCUAACGACUCCAGCAGGGCCCCCAGCUCAGGAAUGGAUGCCAGCCGACCCGCCUUAGCUGACAGCUUCUAUGCCAUUUCCUAUCUCUAUUAUGGUGCCCUGGGCACGCUGACCACUGUGCUGUGCGGAGCCCUCAUCAGCUGCCUGACAGGCCCCACCAAACGCAGUACCCUGGCCCCGGGAUUGUUGUGGUGGGACCUCGCACGGCAGACAGCAUCAGUGGCCCCCAAGGAAGAAGUGGCCAUCCUGGAUGACAACUUGGUCAAGGGUCCUGAAGAACUCCCCGCUGGAACCAAGAAGCCGUCUGGCUUCCUGCCCACCAGUGAGGACCAUCUGUUUUUCCUGGGGCAGAAGGAGCUGGAGGGGGCUGGCUCCUGGACCUCCUGCAGCAGACAUGAUGGUGGUAGAGACCAGCGGGAGACAAACCUCUGAGGACAGAGCCAGCUGCUAACUGACACCCUGGGAUGGAACCUCAGGAUGGGUCAAUCCCAGACCACGGGCCCACGGCCUCGGGCUGCGAUUGGCUAGAUUGCCUUGUAUGCAGAUGAGUUCAGGACUACAAGCCCCUACCCCAUGGGGAGGCCCUGCCUCCAGGAGGUCAUUUUUAAAAUCCAGCCCCUUGCUUCAACCGUUCCUAGUAUU
This is a messenger RNA of Piliocolobus tephrosceles (Ugandan red Colobus), 2478 nucleotides long. It is a transcript of the gene SLC5A5, whose product is annotated as solute carrier family 5 member 5. The transcript is spliced from 15 exons. Gene Ontology annotation, molecular function: sodium:iodide symporter activity. The record is from RefSeq and is a predicted model, not a curated record. Gene Ontology annotation, cellular component: membrane; extracellular exosome. The coding region runs from base 337 to 2268 and encodes 643 amino acids. Lineage: Eukaryota; Metazoa; Chordata; Mammalia; Primates; Cercopithecidae. Gene Ontology annotation, biological process: thyroid hormone generation; iodide transmembrane transport; sodium ion transport.